This is a messenger RNA of Ectocarpus siliculosus, 609 nucleotides long. Lineage: Eukaryota; Phaeophyceae; Ectocarpales; Ectocarpaceae. The record is from the annotation of a GenBank genome assembly.
AUGGACUGCGCUGGAAACACUGCCGAGACCUGCGGCGGCUUUGACGCCCUCACUCUGUACGAGAUCGCCUCCGAAGCCCCUCCUACGCCAGCGCCUUUCACUCCCCCCGGACCCACGCCCGCGCCGGCCAGUCCCGUGGUCCCCUCCGGCGACUACGACUUCGUCGGGUGUGUUGCCGACAGCCAAUCCUCUAGGGUGAUGCCUGUGGGACCGCUCGCGGAGGACGUCAUGUCUGCGGAGAUCUGUUUCGGGAUUUGCUCAGCCCAAGACGACUCAAACACCCACUUCGGCACCCAGUACGGGGAAGAGUGCUGGUGCACAGGAUCGCUCGGAACAACCGAGACCUCCAGCGCCUGCACCAUGGACUGCGCUGGAAACAGUGCGGAGACCUGCGGCGGCUUUGACGCCCUUUCCAUGUACGAGAUCGUCGCCGACACCUCUUCCCCUCCUACGCCCGCGCCGACCCUCCCCGUCCCUCCUACGCCCGCGCCGGCCAGCAUCGUCUCCGACGACUACGAGGUCAUCGGAUGUGUGGCCGACAACCAAGCCGCCAGGGUGAUGCCGGUGGGACCUUUGGCCGAGGAUACCAUGUCCGCGGAGGUGGGUUAA